Talpa occidentalis (Iberian mole) is the source of this 2946-nucleotide messenger RNA. RefSeq names its product NCK adaptor protein 2 (gene NCK2). Gene Ontology annotation, biological process: negative regulation of PERK-mediated unfolded protein response; positive regulation of translation in response to endoplasmic reticulum stress; negative regulation of endoplasmic reticulum stress-induced eIF2 alpha phosphorylation. Gene Ontology annotation, molecular function: protein binding. The transcript has 5 exons. The record is from RefSeq and is a predicted model, not a curated record. Bases 1596 to 2738 code for a protein of 380 amino acids. NCBI's taxonomy places the organism in Eukaryota, Metazoa, Chordata, Mammalia, Eulipotyphla, Talpidae.
CAAAGAUUCUACUGCGUUUCAGCCAUGAACCAACCUUAUUCUGUAAUGUUAAGCUAAUCAGUAAGUGUGUUUAUCUCUUUUGCUGAGCACACACAGUUUUUACCAACUUUUCCAAAGUACAGUUUAUAAUUGUUGAAAGUGAUCUAUGUUACGCUUUGUACGUUUUUAUGGAUAGUAUAUAUAGUACACACAUAUUUUAAAAUAAACUUUAAUUUUAGGAUAGUUUUAGAUUUUUCAGAAAAUUCCAAAGGUGGGAUAGAGAGUUCUCAUAUAUCUAGUAUCCAGUUUCCCUUUUCAGUGGUAUCUUGCAUUACUGUGGCACAUUGAUCACAACUAAUAAACCAGUAUUGGCACUUUAUUGUUAACUAAAGUUCAUACUUUAUUUGGAUUUUCAUUUCUACUGCAUAUCCUUUUUCCCAUCCAAGGUACCAUAUUAUCAAUACAUUUAGUUGUCAUAUCUACUUGGGCUUUUCUUGGCUGUGACAGCUUCUCAGCCUUUCCUUAUUUGAUGACCUUUACAUUUUGAGACUCCCAGGCAGGUAAUCUCAUGAUUAAACAGCAUUUCUGGUUUUGGAUGAGGAAGACCUCAGAGGCACAGUGCCAUUUUCAUGGCAUCACACCAAUAGUACAUAUUAUUAACAGAUGAUCUUCAUAGUUGUUGUUGCCCUGGCUGGUUCUCUACUAAAAAGUUAGCUGGUUUUUCCUUUGUCCUUUGUUACGUUCUACCUCUUUAAGGGUGCUGUAUCUAUUUUAGUUAUUUAGAAUCUGCAUGGGAAAUUUUUCUGUUCUACUUGAAAGGAGGAAGAUUUUUCAUUGGUCUUAGAAGGCAUAGCAGCACCAUCCCUGGGACUCUGUUCCAGGUGAGGGAUGUGAGGAGCUCCCCAGCACAGUGUUUGUAGAAUGUGGUCCUGAGAUACUUAUUAGGAAUGCAGAUUCCCGGAUCACCUUAGACCUGCUGACUCAGUCUCCUGGGCUUGGAAUUUGUCCUGUUAAACCCAGAGGCUUCUGGUACAUUUUCAAGGUUGAGAAUCACUGCUUUGUAUUAGCAGUUGAACCGUCCUAAUUCCUCUUGAAUGUGUGUGUGUGCCCAGAGCCAGGCCCGCAGCCCUUGCUGUCUACAUCUCUUCCCAGCCAGGAGCAUUUUGUCCCUUGACUCCCCUGCAAAAGGCCUCUGUCCUGACCCCACCUUCCCCCAGGAUUUUAACCCCUCCUGGAUAUCUAUUUUGAUUGGCUUACUUUGUAUAAACUCAAGGCCAUCCUUUGCUUUCUGGAUAACCGCAUCUUCAGUCGGAUAGCCUCAGAGCUCCAGUAGAGGAAGAAAGUGUCAUAGUGACAGCUGUGAACCCGUCCUUGUACAUCCAGUCUGGGCCAGAGAGGGAGGUCCUCAAAUCCAGAGUCCCUAUGUUCCUUUUAUACAAGUGAUUUCCCAGAACAUAAUUCUCUUCUGAGAAGUUGAGUUAGACUUGAGAACUGGGAGAACUGCAGCCUUGUAGCUUCAGAGAGGUGUAAUCUGCUGAAAACUUCGCCGUUUGAAGAGUUCUGCACUCUGCCAGCCAUCUCUUGAACUUGGGUGCCAAAGAAGGACUCCAUGAAAGAUGACAGAAGAAGUAAUUGUCAUAGCCAAGUGGGACUACACGGCCCAGCAAGACCAGGAGCUGGACAUCAAGAAGAACGAGCGGCUGUGGCUGCUGGACGACUCCAAGACGUGGUGGCGGGUGAGGAACGCGGCCAACAGGACAGGCUACGUGCCGUCCAACUAUGUGGAGAGGAAGAACAGCUUGAAGAAAGGCUCCCUGGUGAAGAACCUGAAGGACACACUCGGCCUGGGCAAGACUAAGAGGAAGACGAGCGCGCGCGAUGCAUCGCCCACCCCCAGCACGGACGCUGAGUACCCGGCCAACGGGGGCGGCGCUGACCGCAUCUACGACCUCAACAUCCCGGCCUUCGUCAAGUUCGCCUACGUGGCCGAGAGGGAGGAUGAGCUGUCCCUGGUGAAGGGGUCGCGCGUCACGGUCAUGGAGAAAUGCAGCGACGGCUGGUGGCGAGGCAGCUACAACGGGCAGAUCGGCUGGUUUCCCUCCAACUACGUCCUGGAGGAGGUGGACGAGGCGGCCGCCGAGUCCCCCAGCUUUCUAAGUCUGCGCAAGGGCGCCUCCAUGAGCAAUGGCCAGGGGGGGCGGGUCCUGCAUGUGGUCCAGACGCUGUACCCCUUCAGUUCAGUCACCGAGGAGGAGCUCAAUUUCGAGAAGGGAGAGACCAUGGAAGUGAUUGAGAAACCUGAAAAUGACCCAGAGUGGUGGAAAUGCAAAAAUGCCCGGGGGCAGGUCGGCCUUGUCCCCAAAAACUACGUGGUGGUCCUAAGCGACGGGCCGGCCCUGCACCCGUCGCACACCCCGCAGAUAAGCUACACGGGGCCUGCGUGCACCGGGCGCUUUGCGGGCAGAGAGUGGUACUACGGGAACGUGACGCGGCACCAGGCCGAGUGCGCGCUCAACGAAAGGGGCGUCGAGGGUGAUUUCCUCAUUAGGGACAGCGAGUCUUCGCCCAGUGACUUCUCCGUGUCUCUCAAAGCAUCAGGGAAGAACAAACACUUCAAGGUGCAGCUUGUGGACAAUGUCUACUGCAUCGGACAGCGGCGGUUUCACACCAUGGACGAGUUGGUGGAACACUACAAAAAGGCCCCCAUCUUCACUAGUGAGCACGGGGAGAAGCUCUACCUCGUCAGAGCACUUCAGUGACAGCCCCUCCCGGGCCCUACCACCUCCAGGCCUUCGGUGCCACACUCACUUCCCCAGAGCCCAGCGGCGCCGCCCGAGAAGUCGUCGUCCGGCAUGGGCUGUCCCGCCCAGGGGUCCACGCUGUCUGGUGGUUCUUCCUCUAUUGGCUUCCUUUGCCUGGUUUAUCACUCUGUCCAGGUCGGUUUGUCUUCAUCUUCUCCCCCACCCU